Molecule: messenger RNA, 615 nt
Organism: Entamoeba invadens IP1
Lineage: Eukaryota; Evosea; Mastigamoebida; Endamoebidae
Exons: 4
Coding region: 1-615 (204 amino acids)
Molecular function (GO): GTPase activity; GTP binding
Source: RefSeq, a predicted model, not a curated record
AUGACUGAAAAGAGGGAAUGGGAUUACUUACUCAAGUUUCUUCUUAUUGGGGACUCGAGUGUAGGAAAGACGUCUCUUCUGUUAAGGUACACAGAUAAUACAUUCAGUGAUGCGUUCAUAGCGACGAUUGGCGUUGAUUUUAAAGUUAAAAAAAUGGAGUUAAAUGGGAAGAAGUUGAAGAUUCAAGUUGUUUCUGGACAGGAAAAGUUCCAUACGAUCACGCAGUCGUAUUAUCGAGGAUCAAAUGGGGUGAUAGUUGUAUAUGACUGCACUGAUCGCAAGACAUUUGAGAACUGCAAGUCGUGGCUUGACGAGAGUGCUGCUGAAAUAUCGAAGUCAGCUGUGAGGUUGCUAGUUGGGAACAAGUGUGACAUGCAAAAGACUGUUUCAACGGAAGACGGGGCUGACUUUGCCAAGUCACAGGACAUCAGUUUUAUGGAGGUCAGUGCGAAGAACAAUACCAAUGUGCAAGAAGCGUUUGUCUUUAUAAUAACAGAAGUACUCAAAAGACUCGAAACUGAAGGCGCGAAUGAAAAGCAGAGCGACAUCGACUUGAAAAAGGGGAAAGGAAGUGAUAGGAAGAAGAGCCAAAAAGAGAAGUGCUACUUGUUGUGA